ACUGGGCGUCUAUAAAUGACAACCAGAGAAGUCAGUGGAUGACCCCAAAGGGCAGCAAGCCAAAGGACGGCUCUCAAGGCAGGCAUCGACACCUCUUCACGCCGCUACUGCAACCCAUGGCUAUGGCUUUCAAGAUGGCGACGGAGGGGAUGCGGGUGAAGCAGGAGUGCCUGAGCUCGUUCAUGGAGAUGAAGUGGAAGAAAGCGAGCAGGUACGUGGUGUACAAGAUCGACGAGAAGUCGAGGGAGGUGAUGGUGGACAAGGUGGGCAGGCCGGGCGACGGCUACGAAGGCCUCGCCGCCUCCCUCCCCCUCGACGACUGCCGCUACGCCGUCUUCGAUUUCGACUUCGUCACCGUCGACAAUUGCCAAAAGAGCAAGAUCUUCUUCAUCACUUGGUCCCCAACGGCGUCAAGGAUUAGAUCGAAGAUCCUGUACGCCACCUCAAAGCAGGGGCUGAGAAGGCUGCUGGAAGGGAUCCACUACGAGGUGCAAGCCACCGAUGCCGCGGAGAUGGGGCUUGAUGUGAUCAAAGAGAGGGCCAAAUGAGGAGCUGCUUCUGCUGGCUGUGAAUGAAUGGCCUUCACGACUGCAUCACAUCACUUGUUGUUGAUGUACGUGCUAUUAAUUAAUAAUAUAUGUACGCAUAACCAAGACUGACUUUGGAUGCUUGACAAAGAGAAGCAGGGAGGGAUGAUAGUAUGUCUUUUACUUCUUCUUUACCACUGCUCUCGAUCUACUCGUUAAGUAGUAGUACUACUUGUGAGAGACUAAUGUUGUGUUUUAGCAGUC
Molecule: messenger RNA, 791 nt
Organism: Musa acuminata subsp. malaccensis (wild Malaysian banana)
Lineage: Eukaryota; Viridiplantae; Streptophyta; Magnoliopsida; Zingiberales; Musaceae
Product: actin-depolymerizing factor 5
Biological process (GO): actin filament depolymerization; actin filament bundle assembly
Cellular component (GO): cytoplasm; actin cytoskeleton
Molecular function (GO): actin filament binding
Source: RefSeq, a predicted model, not a curated record